Messenger RNA from Phytophthora nicotianae INRA-310, 1530 nucleotides. RefSeq lists its product as hypothetical. The coding region runs from base 1 to 1530 and encodes 509 amino acids. The transcript is spliced from 2 exons. The record is from RefSeq and is a predicted model, not a curated record. NCBI's taxonomy places the organism in Eukaryota, Oomycota, Peronosporomycetes, Peronosporales, Peronosporaceae.
AUGGCGGCUUCUACGGUCUUUGCCUUUUUCAAGCCAAACGCACUCGCGACUAACGGCUACGCUUACGGCUCGGCUGUCCUACCUGCUUCAGACCAAGUGGAUGUCUCGGUGACGAGGAUUUCGAGCGGGCGAUGGGCUUCUUUAGAUGCGUUCGAGUGCGACCGUUCUUCGGACGAGGUGAAACAACGGGCGGUGAGCAAGGAGGAAGCGCUGAGCGGAAUUGGGACGUACGUGGGUAGCUGUGUAUGUGUUGCAAAAGUGUCCCCUCGCUCUCCAAAAGCUUGGGAGUAUGGAGUUGUCACGGGCUACACUUGGGUUCAAGAGCGUUUGGCAGGGGAACUGUUUGUCUGCUUCGGCGACGAAAGCGACAGUGUGCCUUUCAACCCCAAUGAACUACAGGAUCUUGCGGUGCCAAGCUACGCUUUGAGACCGUGCCAUCGGGCGCCUGUUGCUGAUGUUAUGGGAGCAGAAAUGCGCCAGCGGUAUUUGGUUGCGCUAAAUAACUUCGCUGGCUCGGGGUCUCGUGCAUCGCGAAAUUCAUCAUCGAUUUUACGCAAAAUUGACGCCCCCGACAUUGACGAGUCGCAGCUAAUUCCUUUAUUCAAUGUGGCGGCAGGUAAAGUGGAGUUUGUGUCGAUUAAAUAUGCCUUGGACUUUUCGUACUAUAACGACGGAAAACGACGGGCUCCUGCCACGGUCAGGCUCGGUGAUACUAUUUUCGAUGAACCAGCAGCAAUUACAUCGGGCCGUGACGAGACCGCGCAGUCUGCGGAGGACCCCAGGGUCUUGGCAGGCCAGCUGAGUGACUCAGACGAAAGCGAUGGUGACGAGGACAAGGCACCACCACCGGCUGCGGUUGGUCUACUACAGACCCGAAAGCGCGAGCGUGACGUUCCUAAUCAAGUGGAUGAAGACCUAGUGUCAUUGAAACAGCUCCGUGUUUCUUAUUCCGGGAAUCCAUCGAUGUUGCGAAGUAUCGACCAAGUAAUUGCUUUACGAGAGUCUCCCCUAUCGGCGGGUAGCGGUAGUGCCAUGGUUUCUUACAGUGGUUCGACAUACAGUACCUCAACUUCAAGCAAGGCUCAAUUCCAGCCUUCGUCGCUUCAGCGCGUGAUCCACGGUCAACUUGUUAACGAGCCUUCGUUCGUUCGGUUAAUGCAGAUUAUUACCGAGAUUAGAAUGUCCGCACUACAAGUACUUCCACCUGCUCAACUUCUCAGCAACCAAGCUGCGAUGGCUUCGUCGACCAGUAACUCGCGAACCAGCAGAGGAAAGACACCGGCACAGCCUCGACCUCCAGUUCCACAGGAAGUGUUGGAGGCACUACCGACGAUGAACGGUCAAAGUUUGUGCAUGCGAUUCUUGUCGAAUACGCCAUGCCCCAGCAGACAGAAGGGUUGCUUCACCCGGAAACGAGGUCAUUUUGCCCCAGCUACGCUACCCAGCAUCGUGUUCGAUUUUAUCUCAAACCACUACGGUGGCCUUCGUAAAGACUUCGCUUCAAUCACACGAGAACAGUCGGAUAAAUGA